This is a messenger RNA of Zeugodacus cucurbitae (melon fly), 549 nucleotides long. RefSeq lists its product as uncharacterized. The record is from RefSeq and is a predicted model, not a curated record. NCBI's taxonomy places the organism in Eukaryota, Metazoa, Arthropoda, Insecta, Diptera, Tephritidae. The transcript has 2 exons. The coding region runs from base 1 to 549 and encodes 182 amino acids.
AUGGGUUCAAGGCUUAAAGUGUACACUGUUUUUGUACUCUUACUACUACUUACAGUGUUUCCGCACUUUACAAAUGGCAUCACCCAACUGUCCUUCAAGUCGGUGCAUUCCCGUUACAACGCGCAUUAUUUCACGAACUUCACAAUCCAAAUUGUCAACGACACGAUUUACAAUGACUUCGAACUCAUUGAACGCCUGGACCCCGGUGUACGCUGUCGUUUGGAAUUUCAGCUGCGUAUUGCCAACUCCAACAUUUAUCAGUCACUCUUCGACUUUGAUAUCGAUGUUUGCAGCACGAUCAUUGCGUUGAAAGAUCACUUUCUCAAGAGUUGGUAUCGCAGUCUUUUGAAGUUCGGCAAUUUCAUGGAGAAUUGUCCCUUUCAUGCCGAUCAUUAUUAUUUGAAUGGUUGGUUAUUAGAGCCGGCUUUGUUUCCCAAAUACCUUUACCCUGGUGAUUACAAAAUGAUUGCAUUUAUUUAUAAUGGACAGUACAAAAAGAAAAAUAUGGAUUUUGUGAUGGAGGUGCAACUGGAGACGGUUGUGUCGUGA